Molecule: messenger RNA, 3867 nt
Organism: Closterium sp. Naga37s-1
Lineage: Eukaryota; Viridiplantae; Streptophyta; Zygnematophyceae; Desmidiales; Closteriaceae
Source: the annotation of a GenBank genome assembly
AUGGCGAUUAACGUCUCCUGCUUCCCUCCCCUCUCCUCCCCCUUCUCCUCUCCCUUCUCCUCCCCCUUCACCUCCCCUUUUGCCUCCCCUCGCGCCUCCCCUCCCGGCUCCCCUCGCCCCUACGCUCUCCACCGUUCCCCUCGCUUUCGACAAAAACACCCCUUCCCUCCAUCCUCUCCCACUGCCGAGGCCAACAGCAGCAGCUCCGUUAUUAGCGCACUCAAUAGCGGCACUGCAAGCAUCGGCAUGUCUGCUCGGAGUAUGACUGUUGAUGGGACGUCCUAUCUGGAACAGGAGCGUACAGGAGGAAGGGGAGAGAGUGGGGAGGGAGGAGGGGGGGAGAGCGACCAGGAUUACUCGCAGCGCGACUGGCAACAGGCAUCUGACCGUCCAUCUGAAACUGCAAAGUCAACGUUGCAUCCCAGCCGCUCGUUGCCUGCUCUUGCUCCUUCCAUUUUUACCAUUGGCUCUUCCCCCCUUUCUGCCGCUCUUCCUCCUCCUCCUGCUGCUGGUGCUGCUGCUGCUGCUGCUGCUGCUGGUGCUGCUGCUGGUGCUGCUGCUGUUGGUGCUGCUGCUGAAGAUGAGGAUGCUGCCAUGAUACCAGAGCCAAACAGACGACACACCACCGGGAGUCAGCCCAUGCUGCCAAGCAACCCUCCCUUAAUCACCACCCCCGGGAGAGAGGAGGGGAGAGAGGAGGAUGAGGAGGAGGAGGAAGAGGAUGGGGAGGAGGAUGAGGAUGAGGAGGAGGAGGAGGAGGAGGAGGAGGAGGAGGAGGAGGAGGAGGAGGAGGAGGAGGAGGAGGAGGAGGAGGAAGAGGAUGGGGUGGAGGAGGAGGAUGGGGAGGAGGAUGAGGGUGAGGAGGAUGAGGAGGAAUAUGCUGAUGGGGAUGAGUUGACUCCAAUGACCUCGCCUGUAGCAACUACUGUGGCCCUUUCCCGCUCUCCUGUGCUUAGUCGGAGGAAGAACGAAGAGGAGGAGGAGGAGGAGGAGGAGGAGGAGGAGGAGGAGGAGGAGGAGGAGGAGGAGGAGGAGGAGGAGGAGGAGGAGGAAGAGGUGGAGGAAGAGGAGGAAGACGAGGAGUUUACUGCAGCCCCUAGUCCUAUGGCGCUGUCCCCCUCCUCAUCAUCAUCCCCCUCUGGCUACCCUGUCUCCAUGUCCCCACCACCUCGCUCCCCUAAAGUGUCCAGGUUCAACGCACCUGGACAGAAGAAGAGGGGCAAAAAGGGAGGCGGAGCAGAGGGGCCAGAGAUGGGUGUAGGGUUUCCCAUCCGAAGGGGAAAAACUGGGGCUUCUGGAGCUUCUGCUGCUAGUGUCUCAGGUGGUUUUUCAGGUGGUUUUUCACAUGGUGGGGUUUCAGCAGGUGAGCCUUCAGGUGGUGGGACCGGUGGGAAGCCAAAGCACAGACAGUGCAAAUCGUUUUCUGGCUUUGACUUUGGACAAACGCUUCUUGAGGAUCGGCCGAAAGAGUCCAGGUUCAAUGCACCUGGGCAGGAAGCGGGAGGGAGGACUGAUGGUGGGGGGAAUUCGGGGCGAAAGGGGGCAGUACAGCAAAAGGGGGAGGGAGUGCAGGCCAACAAAGCUCAGCGUGCCAUCCCAAAGGCAAACACAGGGGGUUCUGUUGCUGCUGCUGCUGCUGCCGCCGCCGCCGCUGCUGCUGCUGCUCGGGCUUCAGGUGGUGGGAGUUUAGCAGGUAAAAGUUCAGGUGGGGGGGUCGCUGGUAGCCCCAGGCACAGGAAGUGCCAGUCGUUUUUUUAUUCGACUCAGGAGUUGAAUCAUGAGCCGACUCAAAAGUCAGGUGGGGGGAAUGUAGCAGGUGAUAAUUCAGGUGGGGCGGCUGCUAGUAGCCUCAGGCACAGGAAGUGCCAGUCGUUUUCCGGCGUUGACUUUGGCUUGAUUGCACCUGGAGAGACGCUUCUUGAGGAUCGGCCAGAAGAGUCCAGGUUCAAUGUACCUGGGUGGGAAGCAGUAGGGAAGACUGGUGGUGGGGAGAAGACGGGGAAAAACAGGGCAGUACAGCAAAAGGGGGUAGUACUGAAGAAGGGGGCGGGACGAGAAGAGGGUGCGCGGACCAGCAAAGUACGGCUUACCAUCCCGAAGGCAAACACUGGGGGUUCGCUGGCUGCUGCUUCUCCUACCGCCGCCGCCGCCUCUGCUGCUGCUGCUGCUUCUGCUGCCGCUGGUAGCCUCAGGCACAGGAAGUGCCUGUCGUUUUUUGAUUCGACUCAGGAGUUGAAUCUUGAGCCGACUCAAAAUUCAGGUGGGGGGAAUGUAGCAGGUGAUAAUUCAGGUGGGGGGACUGCUAGUAGCCUCAGGCACAGGAAGUGCCAGUCGUUUUCCAGCGUUGACUUUGGCUUGAUUGCACCUGGGCAGGAAGCAGGAGGGAAGACUGGCGGCGGGGAGAAUUCAGGGCGGAACAGGGCAGUGCAGCAAAAGGGGGCGGGACGAGAAGAGGGAGUGGGGGCCGGCAAAGCACGGCUUGCCAUCCCGAAGGCAAACACUGGGGGUUCUGUGGCUGCUGCUUCUCCUACUGCCGCCGCUGCCGCCGCCGCCGCUGCCGCCGCCGCCGCUGCUGCCGCCGCCGCUGCUGCUGCUGCUGAUUCUGCUGUUGCUGCCUCUUCUAGCCCCAAGCACAGGAAGUGCCAGUCGUUUUCCAGCUUUGACUUUGACUUGUUUUCACCUGGGCAGACGGGUUUCGAGGCACAGCCACAAGAGUCCAGGUUCAUUGUACCUGGACAGAGGAUGCCCAAGGUGCAAUACAAAGAGGCCAGGUUCUACGCACCUGGACAGGAAGAGAGGAGGAGGACGGGUGGGGGGCCCAAGGAUGGGUAUGAAGGGGCAGUAGAGCAAAAGGGCACGGGACGAGACGUGGGAGGGAAGACUGGUGGUGGGGAGAACUUGGGGCGAAACAGGGCAAUACAGCAAAAGGGCGUGGGACGAGACGUGGGAGCAUGGGUCCAACAAGCACGGCUUGCCAUCCCAAGGGGAAACACCGAGGAUUUAGUAGCCACUCAUACUGCUCAUACGGCUGCUGCCGCUGCUGCUGCUGUUGCUGCUGCUGCUGCUGUUGCUGCUGCUGUUAGUCGUGGUGGUGGUGGUAGGGUUUCAGGUGAUGGGAUUUCAGCAGGUGAAAAUUCAGGGAGGGAGGGAGGGAGAGGAGGGGAUAUAGCGAGCAGAGGGCGUAGAGAGGAGGGCUUGAGUGUGUGGGAAAUAGAAGACGGGAGGGAGGGAGGGAGAGGAGGGAGAGGAAUGGGGAUAGUGGGUAGAGUGGAGAGCUUAUGUGAGUGGGAUGUAGGGGACGGGAGGGAGGGAGGGAGAGGAGCGGGGAUAGCGAGCAUGGGGCAUAGAGAGGAGAGCUUGAGUGUGUGGGAGAGGAGGAGUGGGCGGGAGAGAGGGGAGGGAGGUGGAGGAGGAGGGGAGGGAGGAAGUUUGUCACCUAGAGUAGUGUUGCUUGGUACCGAGGCGAAGGGAAGAGGAGGAGAGAGAGAGGCGGAUGGAGGUGGGAGGAGGGGAGGGAGAGGAGGGGAAGGAGGAGAAGAGGGAGGGUUACUGACGUCACCGGCUGUGUUGUUUGCUUCUUCUGGGGUGAAAGGAGGAGAAGGAGAGAAAAAUAUGGAUGGGGUGGCGGAGGCAGCAGCAGCAGAGGCACAGGCGUUGGUGGGGUUGGCACAGGCGUUGGUGGGGUUGGCACAGGCGUUGGUGGGGUUGGCACAGGCGUUGGUGGGGUUGGCACAGGCGUUGGUGGGGUUGGCACAGGCGUUGGUGGGGUUGGCACAGGCGUUGGUGGGGUUGGCACAGGCGUUGGUGGGGUUGGCACAGGCGUUGGUGGGGUUGGCACAGGCGUUGGUGGGAGGAGGAGAGAUGUGA